Messenger RNA from Phycodurus eques (leafy seadragon), 1563 nucleotides. RefSeq names its product putative gonadotropin-releasing hormone II receptor. The record is from RefSeq and is a predicted model, not a curated record. Gene Ontology annotation, molecular function: gonadotropin-releasing hormone receptor activity; peptide binding. Gene Ontology annotation, cellular component: membrane. Gene Ontology annotation, biological process: G protein-coupled receptor signaling pathway. NCBI's taxonomy places the organism in Eukaryota, Metazoa, Chordata, Actinopteri, Syngnathiformes, Syngnathidae. The coding region runs from base 98 to 1306 and encodes 402 amino acids. The transcript has 4 exons.
AGCCUUUUUCUUCUCUCUGCCUGAGGGUUUCAUUGCUAUUUAUAUAAGCCGUCCGGAAGACCAUUUCUGCACAGCGGAAUGCUUCCUCCUCUGGAACAUGGAUGCUAGUAUGUAUCAGGUGUCUGCAGAGCUCCAGCCAGCCAAUGCCAGCUGCAAUGUGUCUUCGCUGUGCCCGGAGCUUCCCACCUUCACCACUGCCGGCAAAAUCCGGGUGAUCGUCACCUUCAUCCUGUGUGGCGUGUCGGCCUUCUGCAACCUCGCCGUACUACGUGCGGCCUACACGGACAGCAAGCGCAAAUCUCACGUCCGGGUGCUGAUCGUCAACCUCACACUGGCCGACCUCCUGGUGACAUUUGUGGUGAUGCCCGUGGACGCGGCGUGGAACAUCACAGUGCAGUGGAUGGCGGGUGACCUCGCCUGCAGGCUCCUGAUGUUCCUCAAGCUCCUGGCCAUGUACUCGGGUGCCUUUGUCACCGUGGUGAUCAGCUUGGACCGCCAGUCAGCCAUUCUCCACCCGUUGGCCAUCAACGAGGCUCGGAGGAGGAACAGGUUCAUGCUGGCGGCGGCGUGGGGCAUGAGCGUCUUGCUGUCCGUCCCUCAGAUGUUCCUGUUCCACAACGUGACCAUCAAGCAUCCCGAAGAUUUCACGCAGUGCACCACUCGAGGAAGUUUCAGGAGCCACUGGCAUGAGACGGCGUACAACAUGUUCACCUUCUUUUGUCUUUUUCUGCUGCCACUGGUCAUCAUGAUCACAUGCUAUACCAGGAUCUUCUUUGAGAUCUCCAAGCGCCUGAAAAAGGACAACGUUUCCUCCACUGAGUUACAGUUGCGCUGCUCCAAGAACAACAUCCCCAGGGCUCGCUUGAGGACUCUAAAGAUGAGCGUUGUGAUCGUGUUGUCCUUCAUUAUCUGCUGGACUCCUUACUACCUGUUGGGCCUGUGGUACUGGUUCUUCCCGGAUGACCUGGAAGGGAAGGUUUCCCACUCGCUCACCCACCUCCUCUUCAUCUUCGGCCUGGUCAAUGCCUGCCUGGACCCGCUCAUCUACGGCCUCUUCACCAUUCGCCUCCGCAGGUUCCACUGUAGCUCCCAAGCCACAGCAGACACGGACGCCAAUACGGUUAUAACUGGAUCUUUUGCCGGCACCGCCAACGCCGUGCUGCUGAAACAGGAGACGAACCCUUGCAGCCAGCAGACGUCCCCAAUGUGCGGCGAUAAUGACAGCGAAAUGCCAGGAAGCUGCUUUCUAACAACAAGCAACGAUGCACAGAGACCUGGACACAGAUAUCUGGAGAGCAUUAUAUGAGGGGAAUCCAAAUGGGACAAUUCGGUAGUAUGACAUUAUGUAGUCAUGUUUCCGCACAGGAGUCUACAUAUACGUACGAUGUAUAGACAAUUGUAACACACAAAGCAAAGUCCAUAAAAGCUCUUUAAAAGCUUUAAGUUUGGUGUGGAAGAAGCCCAUCAAACACCUUUGGGAUAAACUAUGUUCUUGAUGUAUGGACAAAAACGCCAUUUUCAGGUGUCCCGAAUACUUUUGCAUUGCAUCUGUGUAUAAAGUGA